Morus notabilis is the source of this 376-nucleotide messenger RNA. RefSeq names its product isoleucine N-monooxygenase 2. Gene Ontology annotation, molecular function: iron ion binding; heme binding; oxidoreductase activity, acting on paired donors, with incorporation or reduction of molecular oxygen. The annotation marks the transcript as partial. The record is from RefSeq and is a predicted model, not a curated record. The transcript has a single exon. Lineage: Eukaryota; Viridiplantae; Streptophyta; Magnoliopsida; Rosales; Moraceae.
AUGUUGAGAAAUCGACCGGCAUACUGGUGGAUUCAUCGUCUCAUGAAAGAGCUCAACACUGAUAUUGCUUGUUUCCGUCUUGUUCGAAAUUCCCACGUGAUUGCGGUGACUUCACCGGAAAUUGCCAGGGAAUUUUUAAAGAAACAUGACGCGGUGUUUGCAUUGAGACCCGAUACAAUGGCGACUUGCAUUGUCAGUAAAGGAUACCUCACAACGGCCUUGUGUCCAGGGGGAGAGCAGUGGAAGAAAAUGAGAAGAAUCUUGGCCUCUCAGGUCCUGAGCCUGUCCACAAUGCGCUGGCUACUUGACAUGAGAAACCAAGAAUCUGAUAAUCUUGUUCGCUACCUUUAUAAUCAAUGCUCUAAGAAUUUGAAAG